GCAGCUUUUAUAAGUACUCGACAAGCAUCCCCUUCGGCGUCUACUGCACAGCACAGCUGAUUGUUUUCGAUCAAUUUAUACGAAGCGCUGCAGUCAGCUCUGCGUAUGGAAAUCAUCCAAGCAUUUUCUUUCUUCUGCCAACUCUUGGGAUAUUCCUGAUGAUCACAUAAUAUAGCUGUCGUGAUGCUGAGCAUUCCUUUGGACAUUUCCAUUUCAGAAAUAAUAUAUUCAUUUGUCAUUUUCAACUUAUUUUUUGAAAGUGCUGUGUAACACAAGCUUCACCGCAACCACACAACAUUUUUUGAAUAAAUUUUUCCUACAAAUGAGUUGCAAUAUGCCGUAAUGUAUGGACGAAUGUAUCACUUGGCGCGUAUAUAGCCUAGGCGUUUUAUGCUAUUUCAGGAUAGCUUUAUGUUCGUGUUCCUAAAUAAAAGUAUAAUUUAGAAUUGAUGUUGAAAAAUUUUAAAAUGUAUAUAACAAACUAUAUAUACUACUUCUGCAGUUUUUAUAAGGAUGCAGACUAGCUGGGAUAACUGACCGCGCCGAAAUUUGUAGCAAAACGAUAUGAUAUGAUUCAAGUAUUGAAUGCGUGGGCGCCAAAAGCACAGCACACGUGAUUUUUUAUCGUCGUGAUAUUGCACUUUGUUUACAAAGAACUGUAUGUAAAUUAUAUAAAAUAAAUCUUUUCCGAGUCAAGAAUCCACAACACAAUUAAUGAUCUCUAAUCUUGUAAAUAUAAGUUUUAUCGCGCACUUUUGAAAAUACUUAAGGGUACUUAAUUAAUUUAUCGGAAAUACCUCGCAUGCUAGCAGCUGUUAUUUGCGAUAAAUUCGUCGUUUAAACCUGCAAACUCAAACUUAUUUUCUUUCCAACAGCGCAGUGGUAUAUGAAAAAAUGAAAGGGCACAUUAGCUGGGAUUCCACGAUCCCUCGCUACUCGCGCGCAAUUAGCAUAAACGAUGAGAAGGUCGAUACCGAGAGCAAGGAGAAGGUAGAUACGCGUAUUAGCGCACAAAGACCUGCCUAUCAUAAUACAAGACUUAUAGAUGGGCAAAGGUAAGGUCCGAAGCUUUUCCGAUUACUUCUGGCUAAGCCAGGGUAUGCUCAAGUUCUGCGGCGUUCUUCCCAUGCCGGAGAGAGGCCUCUUCGUAAACUACUUCCUGAUCAUGCUGUCGAUCAGCUCGCUGGUCUUCUUAUUCUUUCCCGGCUUCUACAUUAUCGCCUUCCACGGCUCGGAGAUCAACGCAGCCGCCAAGGUCGACAUAAUCGCCGGCGAGGCGCUCGAAAUCUGGGUGACCACGAUAAAAGCGCUAGUCCUUCUGCCAUGUCGGCAGACGAUGCUCAGCGUCUCCCGGCGCGCGACUCGUCUCCUGGUCGACAUCGAGGACGAGAAGGAGCAGCAGCUGGCGGAGCCUUACGCACGCCGCGGUUACUACCUGCUCUACGGCUUCGGCGGCACGGUAUUCUUCGCCCUGCUUUCGAUCGUUAUCAAACCGUUCGGCCAGCAAGUUCAGUACGGAGCCAACGGAACGAUCUUAGCGAGCAAGGAUCUGCCCUACUCCAUCGGCAUCGUCCACGAGAAUCAGCAGUUGUUCAACGCCUGGUGGAUCGGCCAGUGCUUCGCCGGUAUCAUCGCUAUAAUUGCCAUCAUAGGAAUCGACACGACCUUGGCCAUUUUCGUGCUUCACGCUUGCGGUCACUUUCGGAUACUGCGCUCCAGGUUUCAAGCCGUCGCCGAGAGUAAAGCGAAAUACAGCAGUAGCAGGAGGAUGUCGGUUAGUGGGAGGGACGACAGGCGCAGGCUUAUCGAUCUCAUUGACAAGCAUCAGGAGAUCAUACACUUUUGCGACGAAAUAGAAUACGUCUUCAGAGCGGUGGUACUGAUUCAAAUGAUACUCAGCAUCUCAGCGAUUUGCGGAUUCGGCUUCAAUUUGCUGGCGCAAGAAGAGAAAUUGCUGUACGGCUUUCAUCUGCUCGGGGCAUGCAUUCAACUUCUGAUAUUCUGUUGGCCGCCUGAUAAUCUGAUUGAUGAGAGCUCCCAAGUCGGAUUCGAAGCUUACAAUCUCAGGUGGUACGACUGGAUCGAGGACGACAAGAGUCUGGUGACGUUUUUGAUAACGAGGAGCCAGAAGCCGAUGCUGAUAACUGCGGGACGGUUUACCAGCAUAUCUCUCGAGACGUUCUCUGCCGUACUCUCGUCGGCUUUCUCCUUCUUCUCUAUUCUCAGAAAAACUUUGUAACUAUGCACAGUAAUAAUAGGCGGAAUAGACUCUGUUAUGUAAAAUAUAUAGCAAAAGUUUACUCGUUAAGUCUGCUCAUGCGAACUUCGGCAAAUACAAUUACGGCUCGUUAGAUCGA
Nasonia vitripennis (jewel wasp) is the source of this 2357-nucleotide messenger RNA. It is a transcript of the gene Or300, whose product is annotated as odorant receptor 300. Lineage: Eukaryota; Metazoa; Arthropoda; Insecta; Hymenoptera; Pteromalidae. Gene Ontology annotation, cellular component: plasma membrane. The record is from RefSeq and is a predicted model, not a curated record. Gene Ontology annotation, molecular function: odorant binding; olfactory receptor activity. The transcript has 8 exons. The coding region runs from base 1046 to 2239 and encodes 397 amino acids. Gene Ontology annotation, biological process: detection of chemical stimulus involved in sensory perception of smell; sensory perception of smell.